CUGAACCAAGUUUCAGUAACUAACUUAUUGAAGAGUUUCUGAGCUACCAAAGCAAAUUUCUUUUCCAGUUACUCACCUGAUCGACAAUCCGGUGGUUCACAUAGAAGAAGCGUCUGACGAUAGUACAAGCAACAGCGACAGGAAGCUCUAUCACAUGAAAAGUUUUUCACGCUCCGCUUCGCCUGUGAUACUUUCAGCCAGUUCCAGUCAGAUUAGCCUCAACAACUACAAUCCUGUCCCUACUAAUAAUCCACCCAUUUACGAGUACUUGGAAAAAUUAACAGAGCCACAAAUUUAUAGAUCUAGAUUAAACACUGCAGUUAGUAAUAAAAGCCAAGAAGCCGAAGACUCGUGUCAGUCUCAGAACAUAAUGACGCGUCGCUCAGACGCGGUCAGUCCUCAAGUUGUCGAGCCAGUUCAGUACGCUUCACUAAUGAAAGAGCUGCAAAGAGCCAUAGUUUGUAAGAAAGAACCUCCGAGUGUCACUUCGCCUUUGAGCAACAGCGAGAGCCACUCCAAGAGUAGCGACGCUGAAUUCUCCAAGGAACUUGAAGCUGCUUUACAACUAAUACAGGAUCUGGAAAGUCCUAAUACAGCUGAAACGCCUUUUGAUCCACCAAUUUCGCGUCCUCUGACAGUUUCCGAUAGCGAAAAGACGCUGAGCGCAUUGGGUUCGAUGAACGAAAUCGCAUCGCCUCCGAUUGGUAAGGGCACUAAUCGGGUGCUAGUGCGUUAUCCCGACUCGCAAAGCACCUCCGGUUAUAGUUCACCCUCGCACGGACCCACCCCAAACUGGUCGACCACUUCAUCAAUCAACGGCAGCAACCAGGACAUCGUCAGGCCGGUGUCGUAUCACAUUCACAAUGACAAAUCCUCCACCGUUAUUUCGUUGUAUACGAAUAAUGAUCAUUCCAAAGGCAAAUCGGUUACUCUAGUCAAUAUUUCCGGGCCUAUACAUAAUUCCACCCUAGUUAAUUGUCCGUCUCCUAAAUUACCCCAUGAACCAUUGAUUGUAUCCAAACCUGAUCCAGCUACUGGGUUGUGGAAUGUCAAAUCGUUGCUGAGGAAGAAAAAACAGGUCGCCAGGCUUUGUCCUGAGUUGGAGAGCGCUAUAAUUAAAUCUGAAAGUUUGGCUUAUUUGUCCGAAGUGGAGCUGAUGGCCAGGGCUAGGAGGAACGAGCAAAUUCAACGGCAAAUUGAAGAAAGGGUGAGCCAACAGCUUGGAGUGCCACGUACUGAGUCAGAGUCGAAUUGUUAGUGACUACUUUCUAUAAAAGUUUCAAUUAUUAUUGUCAAUUUUUGCCAUAUUCUUAUUGUUGAACUUGUGUCAAAAAAAAAAAACGUCCAAAACUUAAUUUAAUUUAUGAUUACACUAUUUGUACCUCUUUGAAUAUUGUAUAUUUAUAAUUAGUGUGUAAAUAUUUUGUUAUACUAGUGAUAAUAUAGUCUAUAUUCUGAUUCUAUUAACUAUAAUUAUUGUUGUAAAUAUUAUUCAAAUUGAACUACCUAGUUUUUUAUUGAAAAAGAAAUAAAUUGAACAUUCCUUAUUAUUAUUAUUAAAACACCC
Ceutorhynchus assimilis (cabbage seed weevil) is the source of this 1567-nucleotide messenger RNA. The record is from the annotation of a GenBank genome assembly. NCBI's taxonomy places the organism in Eukaryota, Metazoa, Arthropoda, Insecta, Coleoptera, Curculionidae.